Molecule: messenger RNA, 830 nt
Organism: Anolis carolinensis (green anole)
Lineage: Eukaryota; Metazoa; Chordata; Lepidosauria; Squamata; Anolidae
Product: homeobox protein Hox-B2-like
Exons: 1
Coding region: 150-614 (154 amino acids)
Source: RefSeq, a predicted model, not a curated record
CUGCUCCUGUAAAAGAAUUACCGUAUUUUUCGCUUUAUAAGACGCACUUUUUUCCCCCUCAAAAUACAGGGAAAAAGUCAGUGCGUCUUAUAAACGCAAUAUGACCUCACGUGGGCGAAGCUAGAGGGGAACAGAACAGCAGGUCCGCAAUGCCGCCGCGCCUCACGAACACUACAGAAGGAGAAGAGGAGGAGGAAGAGGAAGAAGAAGAGGAGGAGGAGGAGGAGGAAGAGGAGGAGGAGGGGGGCAGCUCUCCAUUUGGGGAGCUCCCUUGUCCUCCUUACCCAGGCAACACGGAGCCGUCAGGGCCCCCCACUGGUUACCUGACACCCACCAAAGAGGGGGGCGCCGAGGAGGUGCCAAACGGGACAGCUGGGCUUCGCCCUUCCUCCUCUUCCUCUUCCUCCCCGGACAAUGCCUUCCUGGGAAGCCCCAAGCCGCCUUUGUUGCCUCCAGACCUGAGCCCCUUCGCGGUGGAGCCCCAAACACCCGGGGGUCUUUCUCCCACCCUCCAAGGCUUUUUAGACAGCCCCGUCAGCUUCUCCGUGGAAGACCUGGACUUUUUCACCAGCACCCUCUGUACCCUCGAUCUGCCGCAGUUGGACUUCCAGUAAAUAGAGCAACCCUCGUCCUUUUUCUCUUCCUUCCUGAUCUGCCUUGGGUUUCUAGGGGCCCCUGUGAAUGGCAUAGACACGCAGACAAAAGCACAGACAUCCGCUCUCCCUCAAACCAUCUCAAUCCUGAAUGAUUUCUCACCCUCUUCUAACCAUCUGUGGAAUGUCCAGGGUGAGAGAAAGAACGCUUGUCUGCAGGUUUGAAUGUUGCAGUUG